Populus trichocarpa (black cottonwood) is the source of this 3906-nucleotide messenger RNA. Its product is annotated as zinc finger BED domain-containing protein DAYSLEEPER. Bases 396 to 3725 code for a protein of 1109 amino acids. Lineage: Eukaryota; Viridiplantae; Streptophyta; Magnoliopsida; Malpighiales; Salicaceae. The record is from RefSeq and is a predicted model, not a curated record. Gene Ontology annotation, molecular function: DNA binding; protein dimerization activity. The transcript has 4 exons.
GCCCUCAGCAAACUCAAACUCUGUUUAGCCCUUAGCCUAGCCCUUCUGAAGGUCCAAUUUAGGGUUUCUUUGGUGUUUUUCUUUUUCUUUUUCUUUUUAGAUUCUUUCAAUUUUAAUUUGAAAGCUCGAAACUUUCAAUAGAAAGCUCUAAGCUUUCCGCAGCUCAUCAAGGUGUUUGUUUCUUUUCUUGAUUUGGCUCACUUCAGUUCAGAUCUGUGAAUCAAGCUGUAAAAACCCAUAGAUUGGAGGCAGCUUACUGGGGGAUAUUGUGAGCCUACUUCUGUGCCAACAUCUUUUGUGUUGGUUUCUUUUGAAAUUCUGACAGGAAUCCUCCGUUACUUUGCUUCUUAACUUGUAAGGUGCCACCACUUCAUCAUGAAUGAUUAAGCCUUAUCAUGGAAGUAGAAGACCCCAUGAGUCCCAUUAUGGCAAUUACCCCUGUGACUCCAACAGAUAACAAUGAACCACCCACUUCUGAGGAACAGCCUAGUAAACGUAGGAGAAAGAAGUCUAUUGUCUGGGAACACUUCACAAUUGAAACUGUUGGAGCUGGUUGUAUGAGAGCGUGCUGUAAACAGUGCAAGAAAUCAUUUGCAUAUAUAACUGGUUCAAAGCUUGCAGGAACCAGUCACCUCAAGCGACAUAUUGCCCUGGGGAUCUGCCCUGUAAGCCGUCAGAAAAAUGAAUCAUCACCAUAUACACCAGGCUCGAAAACAGACCCUCCUAAAAAACGUUUCCGAGCAUCUCCUGGAUUCUCAGGCAUUCCCUUGGAUCAGGACCGCUGCAACCAUGAGAUAGCUAAGAUGAUCAUUCAGCAUGAUUAUCCACUCCACAUAGUGGAACACCCGGGUUUCAUUGAUUUUGUCCGGACUCUUCAACCUCAUUACAAUAUGGUGAGUUUCAACACCAUUCAAGGGGAAUGUGUGGACGUGUACCUGAGGGAGAAGCAAAGGCUUUUGAAUCUUAUCAGUGGAAUUCCUGGACGAGUCAACCUUACGUUGGAUUUUGGGAUUUCAAAUCUAGAUAUUGGAUAUGCUUUCUUAACAGGUCACUUCAUUGAUGGUGAUUGGAAUUUACAGCGACGAAUCCUUAAUGUUGCCACGUUACCUUUCUAUGAUUCUGAUUAUGCCUUCAACCAAGCAGUUGUGUCUUGCCUAUCUGAUUGGCAUUUGAGGAGCAAGUUAUUUACUCUCACUCUUGAUCAAUCCUUCUCAAAUGAGAAUGUAAUUGGAAAUCUAAGAGGACUUCUUUCUGUCAAGAACCCAUUUGUGCUCCAUGGUCAGUUACUGAAAGGGAGUUGCUAUGCUCGAGUGUUAAGUCAUCUUGCACAAGAAGCACUCAGUGCCACAGGGGAGAUUGUUAGGAGAAUCCGUGAAAGUGUGAAAUAUGUGAAAACCUCAGAAGCUCAUGAUGAGAAGUUUACUGAACUCAGGCAACAACUUCAAGUCCCUAGCACGAAAAUCCUCAUUAUUGACAAUCAAACUAAAUGGAACACAACUUACCACAUGCUGGUGGCUGCCAGUGAAUUAAAGGAAGUGUUUGCGUGCUUAGAUACCUCUGAUCCUGUUUACAAGAUAAACCCAUCAACUGAUGAUUGGAAGAAGGCGGAUAUUCUCUGCACAUACUUGAAGCUUUUGUAUGAUGCAGCUAACAUUUUGACAGGCCCAACAUACCCACCUGCCCAUGUAUUUUACCAUGAAGUUUACAAAAUCCAGUUAGAGCUGACACAUGCAACCAUGAGCCAAGACCCCUUUGUCAGUAACCUGAUCAAACCCAUGAAAGAAAAGUUUGAUCAAUAUUGGAAGGAUUGCUUCCUUGUUUUGGCAAUUGCAGUGGUCAUGGAUCCAAGGUUUAAGAUGAAGCUUCUAGAAUUUAGCUUCCCAAAGGUCUUUGGUGAGGAUGCUGGUAUGUGGAUCAAGAGUGUUGAUGAUGGCAUUCAUGAACUCUUUCUAGACUAUCUUGCUCCCAAUAUUCAUCUACCAGCAGCAUAUGUGGAAGAAGGGCAUAUUAGCCUUACUCAAUCAGACACCCUUCAAGAAGUCGAAGCAGCACCUGCUCCAGAUGGAUAUUCCCAAGAACUGCACCCUCAUGUACCUCUUCAAGUGGCACACCCUGACAAAUCAAAUCCUCAAGAAGUGCCUCUUCAAGAUGGCCACCAUCAGGAGGUAUCUCCUCAGGAGUCACUCCUCCAAGAAGUGCCCUUACAGGCAUUAACCCCUCAAGAGAUGCACGUGGAAGAAGUGCCUUCCCAAGAAGUAUCCAUUCAUGAGAUGCACACUGAAGUGUCCUCCCAGGAACCGCCCUCUCAAGAAAUGCAUGCUCAAGAUAUAACACCUCAAGAAUCACACACGGAAGAAGCACCUUCUCAAGAGAUGCAGAGUGAUGAUGCCUCUCAAGUACCCCCUCAAGAUAUUAACACUGAAGAAGUAAACCCCCAAGAUACUCAUGCUGAAGAAGUUCCCUCCCAUGAAGUACCUGUUCAAGAGAUUCACCCUAAUGAAGUUCCCUCCCAAGAGGUAUCUGUUCAAGAGAUGCAGGCAGAAGAAGCGCCAGCUCAAGCAAUGCAGACAGAAGAAGCUCCACUGCAAGAGAUGCACUCAGAAGAAGCCCCACCUGAAGAGAUGCACUCAGAAGAAGCCCCACCUGAAGAGAUGCGCACAGAAGAAGCCCCACUGGAAGAGAUGUGCACUGAAGAAGCGCCGCCGGAAGAGAUGUGGACAGAAGAAGCGCCGCCUCAAGAGAUACGCACAGAAGAAGCGCCGCCUCAAGAGAUGCAGAUGGAGGAAGCGCCGCCUCAAGAGAUGCAUAUCGAGGAAGCACCGCCUCAAGAGAUGUGCAGAGAGGAAGCACCGCCUCAAGAGAUGCAUACCGAGGAAGCGCAUACCGAGGAAGCGCCGCCUCAAGAGAUGCGCACCGAGGAAGCGCCGCCUCAAGAGAUGCAGACCGAGGAAGCGCCGCCUCAAGAGAUGCGUACAGAGGAAGCACCGCCUCAAGAGAUGCAUGCCGAGGAAGCACCGCCUCAAGAGAUGCAUGCCGAGGAAGCACCGCCUCAAGAGAUGCAUGCCGAGGAAGCACCACCGCUAGAGAUGCGCGCCGAGGAAGCACCACCGCUAGAGAUGCAUACCGAGGAAGCACCGCCUCAAGAGAUGCGCACAGAGGAAGCACUGCCUCAAGAGAUGCAUGCCGAGGAAGCACCGCCGCAAGAGAUGCGCACAGAGGAAGCACUGCCUCAAGAGAUGCAUACCGAGGAAGUGCCGCCUCAAGAGAUGCAACUCCAAGUAAUCCAUCAAGAGAUGCAGCCUCUAGAAUUGCACACUCAAGAUCUACCUAUGCUUUCUAUUGGAGAUGGGCUUUCAGAUUUUGAUAUAUAUAUUUCUGAGAUUACAAGUGGGCAACAUUUGAAGUCGGAAUUGGAUCAGUAUCUAGAGGAGUCUCUUCUUCCUCGUGUGCAUGAGUUUGAUGUAGUAGGUUGGUGGAAACUAAACAGGCUAAAGUACCCAACACUUUCGAAGAUGGCUGCUGAUAUUUUAUCAAUACCAGUAUCUACUGUUGCUCCUGAUUCUGUGUUCGACACUGAAAACAGAAAGAUAGAUAGCUAUAGGGGUUCACUACUUCCUAUAACACUUGAAGCCCUUGUAUGCGCCAAGGAUUGGCUCCAGCAUGGAUCAUCGUUGUCAUCAUCAUCACUGGAGAUUUCUAACGCACUUGUGAAGAAAGAAUUUUAGGUCUUAUGUAGGAACAUCUUUCGACCUACCGCCUGGGCAUAUUUGACUUGCUUUUAGGCUUAUGCAAUUGUUUUUCCCUUUUCUUCUCAUUUAUACUGCCAAUAUAAGAUGUUUGAUUAGGAUUUGUUAUGCUACAUCAGACUUGGAACUAAUCUUGGUUUUAGCGAUCACUUUGGAUUAA